AUGUUUGAUUUUCUCUCCACCAAGCACGAGCCCAACAAGAGUUCUUCUAGAAAUAGUUGCGACGCUUCGUCAAAUCUGAAGAAAGUCCCAACAACCCCCGACAAAAUCGAUACCGAGAAGAAGAACCUGGAAGCUAAGAUAUUAUCCCUUUAUCGCAUAGCCUGGCUUGGCAUCUAUCAAGUCCAUGACGAACACGGCCGAGAUCAUGCCACUAGAUUAGCCGAGCUCUUUAUCGGCGCAGGGAUGUCUUCGUAUGUGGACAAGUCCGAAGAAGAAUUCAACAAUCGUCACGGAAACAACCCGAGAACAUAUACCGGGGCAGAAAGCCGUGUCUUAAACCCUCUAUUCAUGGCUCUGCGGAAGAACGGGCUGAAGAACUUAAAAUUGUUCGAGGGAGUAUCCGUCACGUCGCUAGAGGCAGUGAUUGAACUGCUAGAAGCAUACGUGAAAGAGGCGACAGCAGUCAAUGGCUUGUACCAUUUACUCCGCGAACUCCAGGUGGGGCUUCGCACUCCAACGGAAGAUGAUGAACAGGCUGUUCUUGAGCAGUUCAUCCCUGUCGCAAAUCAGUUUGCGAAACGGCUGCUGCAUCUUGAUGCCAGAUUGAAGGUUCUGGUUUCGGACAUGGAGGAUGAGUUUUGGAAUGAGUAUGGGGCAGUCCAGGGCCGGGAGGGGUGGUUUGUGCACUAUGCGCUCUUCCCGUCGUUUACGGGACGUGGUAAGAAGAGCCUGAUGUCUUCCAUGAAAGCUUGA
Messenger RNA from Penicillium daleae, 753 nucleotides. RefSeq lists its product as uncharacterized. The coding region runs from base 1 to 753 and encodes 250 amino acids. The transcript has a single exon. Lineage: Eukaryota; Fungi; Ascomycota; Eurotiomycetes; Eurotiales; Aspergillaceae. The record is from RefSeq and is a predicted model, not a curated record.